GCUCGUUGUGUCUUUUAUCCAACUUUCGUCAUCAUCAAACUCUAAAGUUGCUUGGACGUUUCCCCUGUAUCUUUAUAUUCCAUACAUCCGACGACGCUGGCCGCUCGACGACUUUGCCGCUACAAACCCGAUAUCCGAACCGAUUGUCUCCAAUAUUACAUAUAUUGCCUUGGGAGACGCCUUUGGUCCACCACAAGCACGACAUCUUCUGGCUACGACUAUUCUCUCAUACACGCCAUCCAUAAGCUGUAGUGACCAGCACGAUCCUCAAAAUGGCCGACCAACAGCCUCAGGGCAAUGACCCAACUCCCCAACCUCAACAAUCCGCCGCCCCUACUCCGAUCUCUCUCCCAACACACAACUCUGGCCCCUCGCCCGUUCCUCUUCUCCGACCUGCCAUUCCUGGCGCAAGAAAUGGCGGAGCUCGCACACCGAGACUUGGUCUUGCUAUUCCCCCAUCACCCAAUGCCAAACCAGUAGGCAACCAACCAAUAGCCGCUCCUUCAAGGCCGCCUCUGCCAACACUGCAUCUGGCAACUCCCAUGGGCAGCCAAGUAGCUCCCCAAGAACAACUCCCUCGAUCUCAGUGCGUCACCCAGGCAUCGGCAGGCGGCGGUAGCGAGAGCAGUGCUGCUCACUCAAGGUCUGGUAGCUUCGGUCCCCUGGAUGGUCGGGCAAGCAACCCCACUUCUGCAGGAUCUCAAUACUCAGCUCUAUCCUUCGCCUCUCAGUAUGGCAUUGGUGUAUCAAGACCUCAAGGAACCCCAGACCCUGUGUCUGCUGUGGGAUCUAUGUAUUCUGAGAGAAGUGAAGGUGGCGUUUCUAUGGAGCGUGACGGAAGCUUGCAGGGAUUGGAAGCUUUUGACAAGCUGACUAUCGAGAAAGCCAGAACUCUUGAUGUCGAUGAUCUUGAUGAAGAGGGUUGGAGAAUCGCCAGUCUUGAAAAGAGAAUUGUCGAAAUUGGAAACCUUGGUGAGGGUGCUGGCGGCGCCGUCACAAGAUGUAAGCUCAAGGGUGGCAACACUGUUUUUGCUCUGAAGGUCAUCACUACGAAUCCAGAUCCUGACGUGAAGAAGCAGAUCCUCCGAGAGCUAGGAUUCAACAAAGAGUGCGCUUCAGACCACAUUUGCAAAUACUAUGGUGCAUUUGUGGACCCAUCUACGGCCACUAUCUCUAUCGCCAUGGAAUUCUGUGAAGGUGGCUCACUCGACAGCAUUUACAAGGAAGUGAAACGCCUGGGAGGCAGAACCGGAGAGAAAGUGCUGGGUAAAAUUGCUGAGGGCGUUCUCGGUGGUUUGACAUACCUGCAUACCCGACGAAUCAUUCAUCGAGAUAUCAAGCCUUCCAAUAUUCUGCUGUGUCGAGACGGUGCCGUCAAGCUUUGCGAUUUCGGUGUCUCGGGUGACUUUGGUACCAAGGGCGAGGCCAAUACCUUUAUCGGCACCAGUUACUACAUGGCCCCUGAGCGUAUUACAGGCCAGUCGUAUACUAUCACCUCGGAUGUCUGGUCAACAGGAGUUACUCUCCUUGAGGUCGCCCAACAUCGAUUCCCAUUCCCCGCAGAUGGCACUGAGAUGCAACCACGCGCCAACCUCAUCGAUCUGCUUACCUACAUCGUCAGGCAGGAUGUGCCAAAACUGAAGGACGAGCCUGAUAUGGACGUGUACUGGAGUAACAACUUCAAAUACUUUAUUGAGUGCUGCUUGGAAAAGCAACCCAACCGCCGAGCUAGCCCCUGGAAGAUGAUGGAACACCCAUGGAUGGUUGAGAUGCGCAGCAAGCGCGUUAACAUGGUGAAGUAUCUUUCUUACGUCUGGGGUUGGGGAGACCAGCCCAAGGACUCUUAGAAGAACUCACGAGUUGCUCAAGCCUCUGACGAGCAGAACUUCAACCCAGCCCAAGAAGGACAGGAUGCCGAGGAACCGCAAGACACUCAAAAAGCAGAGAUUGCUGAACAAGUAGUUGGGAUGUGGGAACAGCUUGGGUUCUUCAAUCGAAAACAUAGCUCUGAACCGUGACCGCUGUUUCUCAUACCAUCAACCGAAACGGAUAAGACUAUACUUUGCGGCAGCAGUUUUACCCACGCUCACGGUGACGCAAACAAAGUUGGGCCUUUGUCGCGAACAUCUUUUUACUGCUCAUCUCAAUAUAUAUCCAGGGUGAUGACCUGGGGGGUUCGCAAUCACAUGGACUUAUGAAGAAUUUUCGCGUCUCGAGAAUAUGGAGUCAUAAGUGCCUACGACGUCAACAAACUUUGAGUAU
Messenger RNA from Fusarium graminearum PH-1, 2262 nucleotides. RefSeq names its product MAP kinase kinase MKK2/SSP33. Gene Ontology annotation, biological process: protein phosphorylation. The record is from RefSeq and is a predicted model, not a curated record. Bases 825 to 1847 code for a protein of 340 amino acids. Gene Ontology annotation, molecular function: protein kinase activity; ATP binding. Lineage: Eukaryota; Fungi; Ascomycota; Sordariomycetes; Hypocreales; Nectriaceae. The transcript has 4 exons.